Molecule: messenger RNA, 591 nt
Organism: Naegleria gruberi
Lineage: Eukaryota; Heterolobosea; Eutetramitea; Acrasida; Naegleriidae
Exons: 1
Coding region: 1-591 (196 amino acids)
Source: RefSeq, a predicted model, not a curated record
AUGAAACAACAAAUUAAUAAUGUCAAUUUGUUAUUGAUGAUCAUUGGUUGUUUAUUGAUUAUGAUAAUGAUUGCUGAACAUGUCUCUUCUCAAAGAGUUAUUCUCUCCAUGACUUCCAUCUCUCAAACACCAUAUCUUUACACUGGUUAUUUCACACCUGAUGUCAGAAAUCAACAUUGGAAUUGGGUUGGAUCUAAUCUUCAAGGAAUUACCAAUCCAUUUUAUGGUGAAUUAUCAAUUCCAAUUCAAGGAUUUGAUCCAAUCAUUUAUAGAGGUCAUCUUUCUGCUAAUACUAAUUUUGUUUCUAAUACUUUUCCUUUUGCAUUGAUGAGUGUUGCAAUUACACCAAAUUCUUUUAAUGGAACAUUCUCUAUUGAAGGAUCAAUUCAAUGUGGUGAUAAUGUUACUGGAGGAGGUGCACUUAGUGGUUUAAGAUUUAAAGGAAUUACUAUAGAUGGAAAAAGUGAAAAUCAUUCUGGAAAUUGUUUUAAUUAUCAAUGUCAUUGUGCACAAUGUCGUGAUUCUGUUACUGUUGCCAUGUCUGUUUGUUAUCAAUCUAUUACUCCAAAACCAUCAUUUUUAGGAAAAUAA